Phytophthora nicotianae INRA-310 is the source of this 1176-nucleotide messenger RNA. RefSeq lists its product as hypothetical. The transcript has 5 exons. The coding region runs from base 1 to 1176 and encodes 391 amino acids. NCBI's taxonomy places the organism in Eukaryota, Oomycota, Peronosporomycetes, Peronosporales, Peronosporaceae. Gene Ontology annotation, molecular function: metal ion binding; phosphatidylinositol binding. The record is from RefSeq and is a predicted model, not a curated record.
AUGGAUCAGGGCCGGCAGUCGAACCCGCCUGCUGGGCUGCCCACUACUGUGCGCUGGAUCCCGGACGCCGAAGUGAGCGUGUGCUACGGUUGCCAGCUGCUCUUCGACUGGGUGCGCCGCAAGCACCAUUGCCGCUACUGUGGCCACGUGUUCUGCGAGCUAUGCACACCGCAGCGCAGUCUCAUCCAUGAAGACCAGAUUCUCACCAACCCAGAGCGCAAGUAUCUGGCCGUGAACGCGCGCAACCCGCAGCGUGUGUGUGAUGAUUGCCAUGCGCGGCUUGAGCCGGAACAAGAGGAGCUACGUCGGACGAUGAGCCACGCCGUGCAGCAGAUGGAGGUCAAGGAGUCCGGACCGCAGAGGUUCUUCAACAGCCCCUACUCCUUCACACUGCGCGAGGAGAUCCGCAAGGCCACGUACAGCGUCAAGAAUUUCACGUUCCAAGGAGUUGUCAAGGAUCAGUCUAUCCCGCUACCGCUACUCACUCACGCCAAGGGAAUCGCUUUCCUGACAGUGAUCAAGGUGGGUUUCGUGUUCACGGGCCGCAUGGGAACUGGUCUCGUGGUCGCUAGACUACCGGACGGCCGGUGGUCAGCUCCGUCGGCUAUCGGUACUGCUGGUGUGGGCUGGGGUCCACAGAUAGGAGGAGAAAUCACGGACUUUGUGAUCAUCCUCAACACGCAGCGUGCCGUGGAGGCUUUCUGCGCAUCUGGCCAAGUGAAUCUUGGAGCGGAGUUGGGGAUUUCGGCAGGACCUGUCGGUCGUGUGGCAUCUGGAGCACUGGAGGCUAGUGCGUCAAUGGAUGUAGCGCCGUGCUACUCAUACUCGCACUCAAAAGGUCUCUACGCGGGCAUCUCGCUCGAAGGAUCAGUGAUCCUCUCCAGGCCUGAUAUUAAUCGCUCGUUCUAUGGCAAAGCUGUGACGGUCCCUGAGCUGUUGGGAGGCGUAGAGCCACCUCCAGUAGCCGCUACACCGUUGUACGAAGCUAUCCGUGCGGCGAUGGAAAGUCCAGCGAAUGGUGCCAAUCGCGUCACAAGUAGCUCAUCAGUUCCGGCUCAACAGUACCAACCCACUGAAGCCACAGCAGAGUCUGCUACGCAUCCACCUCCACCAGCUCCUGUUGCAUCGUCGGCUCCAACGGGCAGCUCGUUGUUCAAUAAUGACGUCAAGCUAUAA